Molecule: messenger RNA, 1314 nt
Organism: Prunus armeniaca (apricot)
Lineage: Eukaryota; Viridiplantae; Streptophyta; Magnoliopsida; Rosales; Rosaceae
Source: the annotation of a GenBank genome assembly
AUGGCGGAGUACGACCUAACUCCACGCAUCGCGCCUAACCUGGACAGGCACCUGGUGUUUCCCCUUCUCGAGUUCCUGCAAGAGCGACAGAUGUACCCAGAUGAGCAGAUCCUCAAGUCCAAGAUCGAGCUCCUUAACAAGACCAACAUGGUCGACUACGCCAUGGACAUCCACAAGUCCCUCUACCACACCGAAGACGUCCCCCAAGAUAUGGUGGAGAGGAGGGUUGAGGUGGUGGCUCGCCUCAAGGCCCUGGAGGAGUCGGCGGCCCCGCUUGUGAAUUUCUUGCAGAACGCGGCUGCCGUUCAGGAGCUGAGGGCUGACAAGCAAUACAAUCUCCAGAUGCUCCAUGAGCGUUACCAGAUCGGUCCACAGCAGAUAGAGGCAUUGUAUCAGUAUGCGAAAUUUCAGUUUGAAUGUGGUAACUACUCUGGUGCCGCUGACUAUCUCUAUCAGUACAGGGCUUUAUGCACAAACAGUGACAGGAGUCUGAGUGCAUUGUGGGGAAAGCUGGCAGCUGAGAUAUUGAUGCAAAACUGGGACAUUGCUCUUGAAGAGCUUAAUCGCUUGAAGGAAAUUAUUGAUUCAAAGAGUUUCAGUUCGCCUAUGAAUCAGGUGCAAAAUAGAAUAUGGCUGAUGCAUUGGAGUCUCUUCAUAUUUUUCAACCACGAUAAUGGAAGAACACAGAUCAUUGACUUGUUUAAUCAGGACAAGUAUCUGAAUGCCAUUCAAACCAAUGCUCCCCAUCUUGUGCGUUACUUAGCGACUGCAUUCAUUGUCAACAAGAGAAGGAGACCUCAAUUCAAGGACUUUAUAAAUGUUAUUCAGCAGGAGCAGAAUUCUUAUAAAGAUCCCAUAACAGAGUUUUUGACCUGCGUAUAUGUUAAUUAUGACUUUGAUGGUGCACAAAAGAAGAUGAGGGAGUGUGAAGAAGUAAUAUUGAAUGAUCCCUUCCUUGGAAAACGAGUUGAAGAAGGCAAUUUCUCAACUGUACCAUUGAGGGAUGAGUUCCUUGAAAAUGCUCGUCUAUUUAUCUUUGAGACCUACUGCCGUAUACAUCAGCGCAUUGACAUGGGAGUGCUAGCAGAAAAGUUAAACUUGAAUUAUGAGGAAGCGGAGAGAUGGAUUGUGAAUCUAAUUCGCAGCUCAAAGCUUGAUGCCAAGAUUGACUCACAGUCUGGAACUGUUAUAAUGGAACCUAACCAUCCGAAUGUGUAUGAGCAACUGAUAGACCACACUAAGGCAUUAUCCGGACGUACUUACAAGUUGGUUGGUCAGCUUCUGGAACAUGCCCAGUCACAGGUUGCUCGAUAA